CUCGGCUUGCUUUUUCUACAUGGGCAAGGCAUAGUCCAUCAAGACGUCAAGCCUGCCAACGUUCUCGUUUCCGCCGACGGCCACGCCGUGAUCACCGAUUUCGGUUCGGCUCGGCUACGGCCUCUCUCUGCGCCUUCUCGGACCAGCUAUGCAGAGUGCUUCGACGACGCUCCAGACUUCUCCAGCAACUCCGCUUGGGAGGAUGCGCCGCCCCGUGCAACCGCGUAUUUUGGGCCGAUCAUCUUGAGCGCGAACGACCAGGUAUCGUUCACCAGGCGAUAUGCUGCACCGGAGUUGUUAUAUGCGCCGGUCUGGAUGAGCGGACGGAACGUCUUGGUGUACGAUGAGCGUGUGGACUACUACAGCUUGGGGGUCAUGCUGCACGAGCUCGCUCUAGGCGAC
Molecule: messenger RNA, 402 nt
Organism: Dichomitus squalens LYAD-421 SS1
Lineage: Eukaryota; Fungi; Basidiomycota; Agaricomycetes; Polyporales; Polyporaceae
Product: kinase-like protein
Exons: 1
Biological process (GO): intracellular signal transduction; peptidyl-serine phosphorylation
Molecular function (GO): protein serine/threonine kinase activity; ATP binding
Source: RefSeq, a predicted model, not a curated record